AUGGCAGAACCUUAUAAAGCACGUGUGCAACAAUUUUUUCAAGAUGGUUUAAAAUCAACGAAAAAUUUUUUAUCUGAACAUGUUGAUGCACGUUCACUUGUUGAACAAGCACAACGAAAUGUAAUAGAAUUAGCUCGUAAAGCUGAACAACGAUUACAAGAAGCUACAGGACGAAAAGAACAAAAUGGCAAAGACAUGGGAAACUUCAUUGAUUCUGGCCGUCCAUCAUCAAUCAAAUCACAACAGAACCACGAAUCUAAUAUAAAACCAAAUCGGAAUAUCGUCGGUUUACCAAAAAUAAGUACAUCAAAUCCAUCAUUUUUAGCACCAGUUGUUCUUCAACCAAUUAUUUCACCAUCCGGUUCACCAUCAACAACAUUAUCUGCAUCAAAUCGUCCAAAAUCAAAUCUCAAUAAUAUACUCAUAAGAUCUUCAUCAUCAUCAGGCGUUUCAAAUUCAUCAUCAUCAACAACUUCACCAGCUAUUUCGAAAUCAAUCAAUGAUAAUAGUCAUUUUCAAUAUAUUGCUAUAUUUGAUUAUGAUGCACGAACAAAAGAUGAUUUAACAAUAAGAAAAAGUGAUUUACUUGAUGUAACAAAUAAAAAAAAGCAUGGUUGGUGGAGAGCAAAAAAUGAACAUGGACAAGAAGGUUGGAUUCCAUCGAAUUAUGUUGCUAAACGAGAUAGUUUAGAAUCUGAACCAUGGUAUUUUAAAUCGAUACCUCGAAUUGAUGCUGAAAAACAGCUGAUGUCGGAUAGUAAUGAUCAUGGAAGUUUUCUUAUUCGAAAUAGUGAAACGAGACCAACCGAUUUUUCUUUAUCGAUUCGAGAUAAUGAUUCAAUAAAACAUUAUCGGAUAAAACAAACAGAAGAUGGUCGAUUUUAUAUAGCACGUCGUAUAGAAUUUCCUUCUCUACCAGAACUUGUUGAUCAUUAUUCCAAAACGCCAGAUGGUUUAUGUGUUAAAUUAAGAAAACCUUGUGUACAUACUGUUAAACCUGAACCAGAUGGUUUGUCACAUAAUCUUGUUGAUAAUUGGGAAAUUGAUCGUCGUGAAUUUAAAUUAAUUCGAAUUCUUGGUAGUGGACAAUUUGGUGAUGUUUGGGAAGGUAUAUGGAAUAAUCGUAUGCCUGUUGCAAUUAAAACACUCAAAUCAGGUUCAAUGAAUCCAACGGAUUUUUUAGCUGAAGCUUCAAUAAUGAAAAAACUGAAACAUCCAAACUUAAUUCAAUUAUAUGCUGUAUGUACAAUUGAAGAACCGAUUUAUAUUGUUACAGAAUUGAUGCAAAAUGGAAGUCUUCUUGAUUAUUUACAAAGUCGACAACUUAAAAUGUCAAUACUAAUUUAUAUUGCAACACAAAUUGCACGUGGAAUGGCUUAUUUAGAACAAGAGAAUUAUAUUCAUCGAGAUCUUGCUGCUCGAAAUGUUCUAGUCGGUGACAAUUUUACGGUUAAAAUAGCUGAUUUCGGCUUAGCAAGAAUUAUUAAGGAAUAUGCCGGAGGUACGUAUGAAGCAAAAGAAGGCACAAAAUUUCCCAUAAAAUGGACUGCACCUGAAGCUGCACUUUACAAUCGAUUUACCAUCAAAAGCGAUGUUUGGUCAUAUGGUAUAUUAUUAACAGAAUUAGUUACAUUUGGUCGUACACCCUAUCCAGGUAUGACUAAUGCUGAAGUACUACGAAGAGUUGAUCAAGGUUAUCGUUUACCUCAACCACCGAAUUGUCCACCAUCAUUAUAUGCAAUAAUGCUUGAAUGUUGGAAUGCUGAACCUGAACAUCGUCCAUCAUUUUUUGUAUUACAAUAUCGUCUUGAAAAUGAAUAUAUAGGCGAAAAUCCUGAAUUCAGCAAUUAG
Molecule: messenger RNA, 1851 nt
Organism: Rotaria sp. Silwood1
Lineage: Eukaryota; Metazoa; Rotifera; Eurotatoria; Philodinida; Philodinidae
Source: the annotation of a GenBank genome assembly